Messenger RNA from Baudoinia panamericana UAMH 10762, 1468 nucleotides. RefSeq lists its product as uncharacterized. NCBI's taxonomy places the organism in Eukaryota, Fungi, Ascomycota, Dothideomycetes, Mycosphaerellales, Teratosphaeriaceae. The record is from RefSeq and is a predicted model, not a curated record. The transcript has a single exon. Bases 211 to 1056 code for a protein of 281 amino acids.
CGCAGAUCCAUCAACCGCUCAGCGCCACAUAACCACUUUACAUGCACAUAUAACCAUUUCCGCAAGACCAGUCACAGGAGCCAAACGCCAUCCGCAUCCGAGGUCUCUGCGCUGUACUUGUAACACGUUGCACAAACUUGCGGGCGAGCCCACCAUCAUUCUCACAUAGCGCUCGCUUCUAACAGUCACUCGUUAUAGUGUAUAACAGCUAUGGCUACCAAAGCCGCCCACAAACGCUUGGCGAAAGAAUACGCAACCCUCGCUGCCAAUCCAGUCGAGUACAUUACCGCCCACCCUUCCGAAUCCAACAUCCUCGAAUGGCACUACAUCCUCACCGGCCCACCCAAUACGCCCUACCACAACGGCCAGUACUGGGGCACCCUCACCUUUCCCUCUGACUACCCCUUCGCCCCUCCCGCAAUCCGCAUGCACACUCCCAGCGGCCGCUUCCGCUGUAGCGAGCGCCUCUGCCUUAGCAUCUCCGACUUCCACCCGAAAAGUUUCAAUCCGGCGUGGGAAGUCUCGACGAUCUUGCUAGGUGUGCUGAGCUUCAUGACAAGCGAGGAAAUGACGACGGGAUCUGUUUCGGCAACGGAAGCGCAGAGAAAGGAGUUUGCGGCACGAACGAGGUGGUGGAAUAGUACGGGUGGUGGGAGUACGAACCGGACGUUGAGCGGGCAGGCGCAGACUCAGGGGAGUAAUAGUAGAGGAUUUGGGGCUAUCAAGGCUGGGGAUGGUGGGAAGAGGUUUAGAGAGCAGUGGGCGGAGGAGGACGCUGCGAAUUGGAAGUGGAUUGAGGAGAAUAGGAUCGAUCCGCAAACGGGCCAGAGUUUAGUGACAAAGCCUGCAUCUCAUUGUGCGCCGGAGACGACCGCUGCAUUGCGGCAGAGAGCGAGUACCGGUCAAGCAGGUCUGGGUGCCGCGGUGGUAGGUGGCGGGCAGGCGGCACGGCAAGCAGGCCAUGGGUGGUUAGGGCGGAAUUGGGGUAAGGUGCUAGCUGGUGUCAUCUUCAUCUACGUCGUUGCGGCUCGGCUGUUAAACGAUGUAAAGUCGUGAAGACUCAACCCCAGGGAAGGGCGUUCGUUGUUAGCGUGGAGUUUCGGCGAAUUAUAUAUGCUUCACCACAGUAUCAGACACGGGCUCUGACGAAAUAGGGCAUGAUGUGGCACGAUAUUACUGAUGUUAAUACGUAUUGAUGCAGCUAUAGAGCAGCUAGCGAAAGCGCAAUGGAGACCAGGCAAGGGUUGCCGUUCUCCGCGACAGAGUCAUCACCAUCACCACCGUCCAUGCAAUCCCAGCAGGAACGCCCAGUUUGCGACGAAGCGCUCACAGACGACGACCACGACGACCGCCCUUUCUCCUCGUGCUGUCGGAAGGAGUCGGCGUCACGUCCUCGAUACGGCCGAUCUUCAUGCCGGAACGAGCCAAUGCGCGCAGAGCAGACUGUGCGCCUGGACCUGGAGUCUUG